CAAAUAAUUUAAUAAAAAUGUUAAUGCGUCAUGUAUGCUUGUACUGUAAAGCAGGAGUUGAAUUGUAAUUUUAUAACCUUAAUUGUUUAUUUAUAUUAUUCAUAAAGUAAAUUGGUUAUAAAGCAUAUUUGUUAUCAUUGGAUCGUUAAAGAAAGUGAAAAUGCCUACUGUGUUAGCCUUAGAUGUUUCUCUGUCGAUGCGAAGACCGGUUGUUGGGGCAAAUGUUGGCGAAGGCUUACAAGCCGAGCAGUUGACUAGACAUCACUUGGCCAUUCAAGGCAUAAGUACUAUUCUGCAUUAUUUGCAAAGCCACUCAAAACUUGAAUUUGUUGCCUUGAUUGCAUUUUCAUCGCUGUACGAGGUUAUAUGUCCAUUUACUAGAGACUACGAUUUGAUAAGAUCAAAAUUACAGAAUAUAGAGGAGUGCGAUAAAACUUGCAUAGAGUCAGCCUUACACGGCAUAAAUAAUGUGAUAAUUUCAGAGUGGGGCAGUAGCACGGCUUGUCAAGUUAUCUUAAUUACCGAUGGUAAUCCAGGCGUUGGGUCAAUGUCCUUAGGGGAUUCGUUAAAUUCUCUUAAUUUUUCAAGAGAUGCAAAUCCUUUUCCAUUACCAUUUAUAUAUCCUGGCAAACUGAGUCUUGUUUGUUUAGCGAAUCAGUCGGAUCCAAACUUGAUAAGUUCCAUACCUCUGUAUCAAAAGCUAGUGGAUUUGGCUGGAAACGAUAGUAUGCUUUUAGUACCCGAAGGGCAAUUGUCAAAAUUGUCCGUUACAAACUGUUUUAGAAAACUAGUCGAAACAAAUUAUGUUUCGUUUCAAGGAUAUUUAAAAUGUGGCCAUCUUGGAUCUCGUAUAUUAUUAUCGCCACCACCGAUGCCUUAUACUAAAAAAUUAGACUUUGAUAUACUGACGGGCCUGUGCGUUUCAAAAACUAUCGAGAUAUGUGGCUUUAUAUCAGUAGCGGACGUUGGUAGUCCUACAUCGAUAUCGAGACAUUUAGUUCUGCCAUUACUUACUGAGAAAACGUCGAGUAUGCAAGGUAUUUCCUUGGAAGACGAUUCUGAUAUAGAAGAUGUAAGCGACGAAGGCAAAAUACCAUCGUUUUGUGUCUUAUUACAUGGGGCAUUAAAGGUGGAAAAUAUGGCGGCUUUGUGUUUAUUAAACACAGAUUGGUAUGGAUUUAUUUAUUCGUGGGCUGAUACUAAAAAGAAAUCUAAUUUAAUGCUGACCGUACUGGAACAUGGCACGGACGUAGUUCCCUGGCUUGGAAAUUUUCGCAAUUUAGGCCCCGUUGAUGCUGCAAAUAAAAAUGGAGAAAUAGCUAAUUUUCCUGUCAGACCUGCGGAGAAGAGAAGCUAUUCCCAGAAUGCCCCGUCAUGGAUAAGACAAAUUGGACUGCAAUCGGACAUUCAAAAAAUUCUCAGGCACGCAAGAAAACUACCAGAAAAAACUCAAAACUUUUACAAAGAACUCAAUAGACUUCGUAGGGCAGCUCUAUCAUUAGGUUUUAUCGAGUUGUUGGAAGGAUUGGCAUUAAUUUUUGAAAGAGAAUGCACGUUAUUACCACCAAACUUACAUCCUGAUUGUACCAUUCAAAUGGGACACGUUGCUGAAAUGUUAAGAAAACCAUACUCGCGCGAGCUAAAAAAUAACAUAACACCAGUUAGGACGAAAUUUACUCCUGGAGAAUAGUAGAUUAUGUU
Messenger RNA from Ceratosolen solmsi marchali, 1701 nucleotides. It is a transcript of the gene IntS14, whose product is annotated as integrator complex subunit 14. The coding region runs from base 161 to 1690 and encodes 509 amino acids. Gene Ontology annotation, cellular component: integrator complex. The transcript is spliced from 6 exons. Gene Ontology annotation, biological process: snRNA 3'-end processing. The record is from RefSeq and is a predicted model, not a curated record. NCBI's taxonomy places the organism in Eukaryota, Metazoa, Arthropoda, Insecta, Hymenoptera, Agaonidae.